Molecule: messenger RNA, 2086 nt
Organism: Lethenteron reissneri (Far Eastern brook lamprey)
Lineage: Eukaryota; Metazoa; Chordata; Hyperoartia; Petromyzontiformes; Petromyzontidae
Gene: PSMD13
Product: proteasome 26S subunit, non-ATPase 13
Biological process (GO): ubiquitin-dependent protein catabolic process
Cellular component (GO): nucleus; cytosol; proteasome regulatory particle, lid subcomplex
Molecular function (GO): structural molecule activity
Source: RefSeq, a predicted model, not a curated record
GGUGACGUCACGCUCUCCAUCCCGCCUACCUCCGCUGCCGCCUCCAUCGCCUCCUCGUUCACUUCACUUUGAAUUCUCCCCCAACACCGGCGGAGCCAUGAGGGACGUGACCGCCUUCCUCAAGCAGCAGCAGUGCAAGAGCGCCCCGGAGCUCGCGGCCGAGUGGCAGAGGCUGGAGGAGCUCUACAACAAGAAACUGUGGCAUCAACUCACACUGCACAUUACCACGUUUGUGCAGCAUCCCAGUUUUGCUGAAGGCGAUGGCUUACUCAAGAUGUAUGAAAACUUUCUCUGUGACUUUGAACACAGAGUAAACCCACUGUCCUUGGUGGAGAUCAUACUGCACAUCAUCAAGCAGAUCACUGAUCCAAACGAAGCUCUACAGUUUUUGGAAAAGACAAAGGAAAAGGUGAAAGGCAAUGAUGAGGCUGUCAUCCUAUGCAAGACGUCCAUCGGGGUGCUCAAGAUGCAGCAGAACGAACUGCAGGACACCAAGAAACUGGUGGAGGAGGUGGGGGAGACCCUGGACAGCCUGCCCGGCGUGACGAGUGUGCACAGCCGCUUCUACGACCUGUCAAGCCGCUACUACCAGCUGAUGGGCGACCACGCCUCCUACUACAAGGACGCCCUGCGCUACCUCGGUUGCAUCGACAUCAAGGACAUUCUUGUGACAGAGCAGCAGGAGAGGGCAUUCACUCUCGGCCUGGCCGGGCUGCUCGGGGAGGGAGUGUACAAUUUCGGGGAAUUGCUCAUGCACCCGGUGCUUGAGUCGGUCCGCAAGACGGACAAGCAGUGGCUCAUCGACACGCUGUACGCCUUCAACAGCGGCAACGUGGAGGAGUUCCAGGCACUGAAGCCCAAGUGGGGCACACAGCCUGACCUCGCUGCCAACGAGUCCAAGCUGCUGAAGAAGAUACAGCUGCUCUGCAUCAUGGAGAUGACGUUCACACGGCCGGCCAACAACCGGCAGCUCACGUUCCAGGAAAUCUCCACCAAGGCGAAACUCCCGGUCAACGAGGUGGAGCUGCUGGUGAUGAAAGCCCUGUCGGCCGGCCUGGCCAAGGGCAGCAUUGACGAGGUGGACAAGAAGGUGCACAUGAACUGGGUGCAGCCGCGCGUGCUCAACCUGCAGCAGAUCGCAGGGAUGAAGGAGAGGCUGGACUCGUGGUGCGACAACGUGAAGAACAUGGCUGUGCUGGUGGAGGACCGGGCCCACGACAUCCUCACCUGAGGCUUCCCCCCCCACCCCCCGCGUAAAACACGACGCGACCGUCGCCACAAAACGGCCCGUCACGGUCCACGCGCACACACAUGCACACACAUGCACGCACACACACACACCGUGCGUUACCGAGGGGCGACGGGAAAAUCUGUGACCCGACGCGCACACACAUGCACGCACACACACACACCGUGCGUUACCGAGGGGCGACGGGAAAAUCUGUGACCCGACGCGGUGGCACGAGUAACCUGCACGAAGCUUUGAUAUUUUACUUACGUGGGUCAGCUUGAAGUGCAUAAUUCACGUUGUUCAAACCACAACACACACGUCACAAAUUAGCUCUUCCCUACAAGCGAUUAUUUAAUUGGCAACAUAUGGGAGGCACUGGGAGCCAGGUCUGGGUAAGAGGAUUCCCCCUAUUUUCCUAAUCUUUUCUUAAAUCUUGAUGCAUUUAGCAGAUUUAUCCACUAUAAGCAAACACAAUGUUGUCAAAUUCAUCUCCAGCUAUAACAUUUGGUAUUUCUCAAAAUAACGUGCUCCAGACCAUUCACUUUAUGCAGUAAAACCUCCUGUUGUAACCCCACAACUGUUUCCAUCGCCCCUCACGAGAGGACUUGAAUGUGCUGCGUAAUCCACAGCUACACCAGAUGGUCGAACUCAAUUGCCAAUCGUGUAGGAGACCUCGUUACCCCACCCCCUAUUCAAGUUUACCGGCGAACACAUUUUUUCAACGUCAGUCCCUGAGAGAAAGUGUGGUAAGGAGUUGUAUGUUCGCGUGCGAUGACACAAGGAUUGCCACUGUGCAAAUUGCGUUUUGACUUGUUUUUCAACCGAUGGAUACCGAGUAAACGUUAUUUCAUACGG